AUGGAUGUACAUAAUGCUUUUCUGCAUGGGGACCUAUCAGAAGAAGUCUAUAUGAAGCUGCCACCUGGUUUUCAUAGUGAUAAACCAGGCCAAGGUAAGGUUCAGAUUAAUGUGCUCAUUUAUGUUGAUGACUUGAUUAUUUCUGGUAACGAUUCUGCUGCUCUUACUGCAUUUAAGAACUAUCUAAGUUCAUGCUUUCAUAUGAAAGAUCUUGGUGUUUCGAAGUAUUUUUUGGGUAUUGAGGUUGCCCGGAACUCGGAGAGUAUUUUUCUUUGUCAACGUAAAUACACACUUGAUAUUAUCUCGGAGAUUGGGUUGCUUGGAGCUAAGCCCGCCAAUGUUCCUAUGGAGCAAAAUCACAAAUUGAGUAGUUCUACGAGUCCUUUUUUUACUAAAGUGGAGCAAUAUCGUAGAUUGGUUGGUCGUCUUAUUUAUCUUGCUUUUACUCGCCCUAAUUUGGCAUAUGCUGUGCACAUUUUAUCCCAAUUUUUACAUGAACCACGUCAAGAUCAUUGGGAUGCAGCUUUGAGAGUGGUUCGAUAUUUGAAAAACAACUCAGUGCAGGGCAUUAUUUUGCGCGCCGUUAGCGAUUUGAACAUAUCAGGUUGGUGUGAUUCAGAUUGGGCUAGUUGUCCUCUUACUCGUCGUUCUGUUUCUGGUUAG
Beta vulgaris subsp. vulgaris (sugar beet) is the source of this 663-nucleotide messenger RNA. RefSeq lists its product as uncharacterized. Bases 1 to 663 code for a protein of 220 amino acids. The record is from RefSeq and is a predicted model, not a curated record. Lineage: Eukaryota; Viridiplantae; Streptophyta; Magnoliopsida; Caryophyllales; Amaranthaceae. The transcript has 2 exons.